Messenger RNA from Phragmites australis (common reed), 902 nucleotides. RefSeq lists its product as uncharacterized. The coding region runs from base 108 to 620 and encodes 170 amino acids. The transcript is spliced from 3 exons. The record is from RefSeq and is a predicted model, not a curated record. Lineage: Eukaryota; Viridiplantae; Streptophyta; Magnoliopsida; Poales; Poaceae.
GAACGAGAAGGUUGACGGCGCGGCCGGCAUUCCCUCCCUCCACAUUUGGGUCGCGCGACCAGAUUCCGAGCAAAAGAUUUCGAACCAAGGUUUGAUCCUGAGAAGGGAUGGAUCAGAUCAUGGGGAAGAUGGGCGGGUACUGGUUCAGCCACAAGGCCGGCAAGGAGAUGAACAGCGUCGGCGACGACAUCAAUUCAAUCUCUAGCAGCAUUGGAGAUGGAGCCAAAUGGAUGGUCAACAAAAUCAAAGGGAAGAUGCAGAAACCACUGCCUGAAUUCCUCAAAGAAUAUGGCCUCCCAAUAGGCCUCUUCCCCCAGGACGCGACCAACUACGAGUUCAACGAAGAGACGAAGAAGCUAACCGUGUACAUCGCAUCAGCCUGCGAGAUUGGCUACAAGGACUCGUCGGUCCUGCGGUUCUCCACCUGUGUAACCGGCUACCUCGAGAAGGGAAAGCUCUCGGACAUUGAUGGCUUGAAGACCAAGAUCCUGAUCUGGACCAAGGUGACGGCCGUCAGGACUGAGGCCACCAAGGUGCAUUUUGCCGCUGGCAUGAACAAGACCCGGAAUCGGGACGCUUACGAGGUUGCCAGGGAUGGUGUUGGUAUAGACAAGUUCUAGAUCUUAAUUACUAUGAUGCAGCUAUGUGGAGCUCCCUCUAGUUGUGAUCAACUCUCAGGCUAUACCAAAACCUAUUGUGCUGAUCACCUGUACCACAUUGUACCGUUCCUUGUGCUGGGACUGAUCAGGUGGGUGUGGCUGUGUUGUGUGGCCAAAAAGAAAGAAAAAAAAAGAAUAUUUGUACAUUAAGCAACACAUAGAUUCGGGCGGCAAAGUGUAACGAACCCAUGUACAUCAUUUCUUAAUGUCUGCUGACUUCGUCAAUAGGCUCUCUGAUCGAAU